GUUUGUUGUGUUGAAUUAUUAGGAAUGGCUUUCACUAAACCCACUGACGACGACGUCCGCAAGAUGCUGGUCGCUCGUACCCACUACGGAACUAAGAACCUGAACUUCAUGAUGAAGGACUACGUGUUCCGCCGCAACAAGGAGGGAGUCCAUAUCAUCAAUCUGGCCAAGACCUGGGAGAAGCUGGUGCUGGCUGCCCGUAUCAUCGUUGCCAUUGAGAACCCUCAGGAUGUGAUCGUGAUCGGUGCUCGUGAGAACUCUCAGCGCGCUGUGCUGAAGUUCUGCAAGUACACUGGUUGCCAGACCAUCUCCGGCCGCUACACCCCCGGAACCUUCACCAACCAGAUCACCAAGCAGUUCCGUGAGCCCCGUCUGCUGAUCGUGACCGAUCCCAGCUGCGACAAGCAGGCCAUCCAUGAGGCUGCUUGCGUGAACAUCCCCACGAUCGCCUUCUGCGAUACCGACUCUCCUCUGGAGUACGUGGACUGCGCGAUUCCCUGCAACACCAAGAACAAGAACUCCAUCGGUCUGAUGAUGUGGUUCCUCGCUCGUGAGGUGCUCCGCUUCCGUGGCAUCGUGAGCCGCGAUGCUGAGUGGGAUGCUUGCGUCGAUCUGUUCUUCGCUCGCGACCCCAAGGAGAUUGAGGACUCUCAGAAGGAGGCUGCUGAGGCUGCCGCGCAGGCUGCCGAGACUGAGGCCGCUGCUCAGGCUGCUGCUACUGAGGACAACUGGGAACAGCCCGCCACCGAGGCUCAGUGGUAAAUAGAAUUCGAUCCACAACAAAGGAGUG
Messenger RNA from Blastocystis hominis, 790 nucleotides. RefSeq lists its product as hypothetical. The record is from RefSeq and is a predicted model, not a curated record. Gene Ontology annotation, biological process: ribosomal small subunit assembly; cytoplasmic translation. Gene Ontology annotation, molecular function: structural constituent of ribosome. The coding region runs from base 25 to 762 and encodes 245 amino acids. Lineage: Eukaryota; Bigyra; Opalinata; Blastocystidae. Gene Ontology annotation, cellular component: 90S preribosome; ribosome; cytosolic small ribosomal subunit. The transcript is spliced from 2 exons.